AUGUCCCUCCUUGCCCUUCGCCCAGUAGCAAACCACUCAGGUGAAAAACAAUUCGUUACCCUUCUUCCGGUCUUGCGAGAUUUUGGCAUUUUGCGACGCAUUGGUAGUGUUGUGGGAGAUAACUCGAGCACGAAUGACACCCUCUGUCGAGCGUCGAGCACAUGUCUUAGGGAAGAGGAGGACAUUGAUUGGGAUCCGGAAGUUCACCGCCUCCGAUGUCUCGGCCAUGUAAUUAACUUGGCUGUCCAGGCUUUCUUGUUCAAAGAUUCGCUAGACUUAAACCAAUGUGAACUGUACGAUGACAGCGAAGGGCAUGCGGAAAUCCAAAAGCAGCGGGCUAAGUUUCGACUCCUUGGCCCGUUGGGCAAACUGCACAACUUGGUUGUCAACAUUCGGAGUUCGUCAGGACGUACCAAAGAGUUCAAGGAGCUUGCAGGGAGAUUAAUUCCCCUGGACAAUCGUACGAGGUGGAAUAGUUGGUAUCAAAUGCUGCAGGUUGCCACUGAACAAGGGAUUGCGAGUGCCCUGGACUCCUACACGAAGAAUCAUUUCGAUGACCUUUCCGCGGAUUUUCUGUUGCCAGAAGAGUGGGUGAGGCUUCGCACAAUUAAAGACAUUCUUCAGCCAUUCUCACGAGCAACAUUGGCCACACAAGGGGAUCACGCCACGCUGGACAAAGUACUCUUUACAAUGGACGUCUUGAUCCGAUGCUUUGAUGAGAUCGCAUAUAAAUCAGACCCAGAACUUUCGUCUAGAAUCCAGAGAGGUUGGGAAGUGUUCGACAAAUAUUACAGCAAAACAGACAGUUCGCCUUAUUAUGCAGCCGCCUUGAUCCUCCAUCCAAGUUAUCGCAAGACGUAUAUCUACGCGAACUGGAAGAAGAAAUGGCAUAAACCUGCUUUUAAGCAGGUUAAGGACCUUUGGCUCGCAUACCGAGAUGCAACAGAUGCCGAUGCCCUUUCGCACCAUCUAGUGGAUGAUGGGGGAGACAAGGAUCUCGAUGCGUUUGAUCGUAUUUCUAGGAAUCUGCAGAAUUGUACUCGGCCAUCAAGUCAAGAUGAGUAUGAAGAUUACAUUUCGUAUGAUCCGUACGACAUUACGCCGAUGACUGCUUUGUCAUGGUGGCUUCAAGAGCAACAAAGGAAACGAUGGCCACGGCUAUCACGGAUGGCAAUAGAUAUUCUGUCAAUGCCAGCUAUGAGUGAUGAGCCGGAGCGAGUAUUCUCAGGCACUCGUCGCACUAUCUCCUGGGAAAGGGCACAAUUAGACGCGGACCAAGUUGAAAAGGGAGAAUGUUUAAAGCAAUGGGUCAGAAACGAUACUCUGAAGGGUUGCGAAGGCGGAGAGGUUCACGUUUUCGGGUAA
Pochonia chlamydosporia 170 is the source of this 1365-nucleotide messenger RNA. RefSeq names its product ribonuclease H-like protein. The record is from RefSeq and is a predicted model, not a curated record. Gene Ontology annotation, molecular function: protein dimerization activity. NCBI's taxonomy places the organism in Eukaryota, Fungi, Ascomycota, Sordariomycetes, Hypocreales, Clavicipitaceae. The transcript has 3 exons. The coding region runs from base 1 to 1365 and encodes 454 amino acids.